AUGUCAGUAGAAUGCUCACAGAUCCAGAAACAAGAUACUCCACGAUGGAGAAACUGGCGAUUAGCGAAGUGGGCAGACGAGCUGGGGGGCCACAACAUUUUGUAUAGGCCGCGCCCAGCCAUCAAAGGUCAAGUCCUUGCAGACUUCAUCAGAGAAGUCACAGCUGAGAAGGUCAAAGAUUGUGAAAUCGUUGAGGCUCCCAUAAAAGAUACAUCAGAUGGGCUAUGGUUCCUAUACACAGAUGGCGCCUCAAACGAGGAUGGCUCAGGAGCCGGAUUGCGCCUGGUCAGUCCUGAAAAACACGAAUUUACAUACGCUAUCAGGUUGGAUUUUAAAAACACCAACAACGAAGCAGAGUACGAGGCAUUUCUAGCAGGCUUGCGCCUCGCUAUUAAAAUGGGAGCCAAGAAUUUACAAGCGCACGUUGAUUCACUCUUGAUCGCCAGUCAAGUCAACGGAUUCUACGAUGCAAAGUGCGACGUCAUGGCCCUGUAUCUAGACCAAGCGAAAGAACUGCUUCAGAAAUUCAAGAAAUACAGGGUGGUACACAUAAAUCGCUAUGAAAAUAAACAAGCAGACGCUUUAAGCAAACUCGCGUCAACCUUCUUUCAGCAUCUUGCAAAGGAGGUCAGAAUUGAGGUGCUCAAAAAUCCAUCAGUCCUGCUGCGACAAGUGAACGUCAUCGAAAUGGGGCAACCAUCCUGGAUGACCCCUAUAAUCCGCUAUCUGCAGGAAGGGAUACUCCCAGAGAACAAAGCAGAGGCAAGGAAAAUCCAGCACAAAGCCCUGCACUACGAAAUGAAUGAUGGUAUUCUGUAUCGGAGAUCCUUCUUAGGACCCUUGUUGCGUUGCGUGGAUCCCCAAGACGCAAAUUACCUAAUUCGAGAGAUCCAUGAAGGGAUCUGUGGUAUACAUGCGGGGCCACGCAUGGUUGUUGCAAAAAUCAUGAGCGCUGGAUAUUAUUGGCCAGGGAUGCAUGUCGACGCCCUGAAGGAGCUGCGCAAAUGCGACUCCUGUCAGCGGCACUCCCCAAAGACCCUGCGCCCCAAAAAUGAUCUUAUCCCAGUGUCCACUGCUUGGCCUUUCCAACAGUGGGGGAUCGAUAUGGUGGGACCCUUCCCAGAUGCCCCGGGAGCCGUAAAGUUCAUAAUCGUGGCUGUCGAUUAUUUCACCAAGUGGGUGGAAGCCAAAGCCCUCGCAUCAACCACUGCCAUGAUGGUGCGCAAGUUUAUCUGGGAGCACAUCAUCUGCAGAUUUGGUCUUCUACUCAAGAUCGUCACAGAUAACGGCAACAAUUUUGCCUCGGAGGAUCUUAAAAAAUGGAUGAAGGAAAUGAAGAUAGAACAUGCCUUCUCAUCCGUUGCGCACCCUCAGGGCAACGGUCAAGUGGAAAGCGUAAACAAAAGCAUCGUGGAGGGGAUAACAUCCCGACUGGGCGAAACUCCUUUCAGCCUAGUAUACGGUUCAGAGGCAGUUAUCCCAGCAGAAGUCGGUCUCCCCUCGCCGCGCUUGACAGCAGUCAACACGGUCGAUAAUGAAGCAGAGCGCCGCCUCGACCUAGACCUCUUGGAAGAGAGGCGUGAGAUUGCACGUAUUAAGGAGGCGAAAUACAAGACACAACUGGAAAGGUACUACAAUGCGAGAGUCCGCAUUUGUACUUUCACUCCAGGAGAAUACGUUUUCCGUGAUAAUGAAGCUUCAAACGCCGAACGCCCUGGAAAGCUAACACCCAAAUGGGAAGGCCCGUACCUGGUCCAUGAAGUGCUAGGAAAGGGGCCUACAAAUUGCGAACGUUGGAUGGCCACAUCAUCCCGCGCACGUGGAACGCGCAACAACUGCGCAGAUGUUAUAUGUAACUACCCUGAAGCCAUGUGCCAUUUCUCUCAUAGUGGCCACGCGUCUACUUAA
Molecule: messenger RNA, 1908 nt
Organism: Helianthus annuus (common sunflower)
Lineage: Eukaryota; Viridiplantae; Streptophyta; Magnoliopsida; Asterales; Asteraceae
Exons: 3
Coding region: 1-1908 (635 amino acids)
Biological process (GO): DNA integration
Molecular function (GO): nucleic acid binding; RNA-DNA hybrid ribonuclease activity
Source: RefSeq, a predicted model, not a curated record